Messenger RNA from Nelumbo nucifera (sacred lotus), 2357 nucleotides. RefSeq names its product squamosa promoter-binding-like protein 7. Gene Ontology annotation, molecular function: DNA binding. Gene Ontology annotation, cellular component: nucleus. The record is from RefSeq and is a predicted model, not a curated record. NCBI's taxonomy places the organism in Eukaryota, Viridiplantae, Streptophyta, Magnoliopsida, Proteales, Nelumbonaceae.
UCUCUCUCUCUCUCUCUCUCUCCACUCAUCCAUUUCUCUCUCUCUCUCUUCUCUCAGUUCUGUCUUCUGACUGACUUUCUCUACUCUCUCCUGAUUUCUCUUUCCAUCAAAUAACUUCAGUCCACGUGUCGGGCCACAUUUAUCACCCUUCCCCAGCUUCCCCACGAGACUUCUCAGCACUACUGUAUUCAUCUCAUUUCCAGUCCACUCGCAUGCACACUCAUCUCAUCUUUUCUCUCUCUCUGUCUGUCACUGCAGCGUUUUCUCCAUUCUCUCAGACACUUCAUGCCCAUUGGACCAUAACAGAGAACGAGACCCUUCUCUGUGAACCCCUCUCUCUCUCUCUCUCUCUCUGCAGCUUUUAUCUUAAUAGGAUUACCCAUUGGAGGAGAACAGGCGAACAGCGAAGUAGUGAAUGCCAUACUGGUAUCUAUCUCUUUACGCGCACACACACGCACAGUUUCUACUUUCAUAAAAGCAACAAACAGAUCUCCACCAAUAGACAGUACUACAGCAGUCCCGUAGUAGUAAAGAAAGGAAAAAGGAAUCAGCACGACGACUCGCGAGAAGGGAAGCCCAUAAAAGAUAUAGGGUGAGGGAGAGAGAGAGAGAAGGAUGGAAAAUGGAGGGAACGGAUUCAGUAGCAAUGGCGGUGGUGGUGGUGGUGGUGGCGGAGGUAGAGGGCAGAAUGGUAAUAACGUGAACCACUCGUGGGAUUUUUGGGAGCUGGGGACGUCUAGGUUCGACUGGAGCAACUCUUUCAACGAAGACGCUGUAACUACUGCAACGACGACGACAACUACAGCUGCGGCAGCGCAUGCUAUCAUGUUUCCUCACCAGGGGGACAAUGCGCACCACCACCAAUACCCGUCCCUGUACGCAGCGGCGGGCUCCCACAUCCACCCCGAUCCUCACCUCACCUGCUUGAAGCUGGGAAAGCGACAUUACUUCGAAGACGGCACCCCGUUCGGGGAGAGAAACGUCGCCGCCGGCUUCCCCAUUGAGAAGAGGGGCAGAUCAUAUGGUGUCGGUGUCGGUGUCGGUGUAGGUGUCGGUGUCGGCGUUGGCGGUCCCUCGUCCUCGGCAGCCGCGGCGGCCACGAUGGGGGCAGCUGGGAUGGGAUCGACAGUGGCGGUGCCGAGGUGUCAGGUGGAAGGUUGCCAUGUAGCGCUCGUGAAUGCCAAGGAUUAUCACCGGAGACACAAGGUGUGUGAGAUGCACUCCAAGGCUCCCAAGGUGGUGGUGCUCGGGAUCGAGCAGCGCUUUUGUCAGCAGUGCAGCAGGUUUCAUGUAGUAUCAGAGUUCGACGACUCAAAGAGGAGCUGCAGGAGGAGAUUAGCAGGUCAUAAUGAGCGGAGAAGGAAGAGCUCUAACGAUCCUAUUUCGAGGAACCAAUCUCAAGAGCAAAAAUCAAUGGGUGGAAGAUUCUCAUGCAUAUCAUCGUCGACAGGGCGUGCUCUCUCUCUUCUGUCAUCCAAAUCUUCCUCCUGGGUUUCUCCAUCUGACCUCUCCUCUCGGUCCAGUGCUGCACUUCGGGAACUGAUUGCAGAGAAUCGGGCAGCCAUUCUGGCCAGGCAGCUCAUCUUUGAUCGAACCUGGCAUCACCAUGCCGCGAUGGAUGAGUUGGGUGGCACCCAACAACCAGGACUGGUGUCUCAAAUGUCUCACCAAACCCAAGCAUUCCCCGAGUCAACCGAGUGGGACAGAUUCCAGGACACUGGUGCACACGUGACACUAGACCUCAUGCAGGCACCAAGCUCACCUUUCGGGUUCCUAUCAGGAAGAACAAAAUCAAAAGAAGAGGAAGACGAGUGCUGUGACAUCUGGAAGUCUUUGGAAGGAACCCAUGUAGUCUGAAGUCUGAACUGAACUGAAGUUUCUUGAACUCAUUCCUCCAAGCAUCCUUGUCUGUUGUAUUUCCUGAAUAAUUUGCAUUUUCUGAAGUUGGGAUCUGAUCUGUUACUACAACUGACAAUACAGUCAUGGUGCAGUGCAAAUACAGUACGUGCAUAAGGCAGGUGCCAUGACAUUGCAUGCGGUGGGGAUUGUAAAUGCUCGAUCACUGCAUGAACAAAGGGAUGUGGGAGCUGGGAUUGCAACCUAAAUAAGUUGGUCGUUAUGGCAUGUUGGCAUCCCAUUAGUUUUCCUUUCUGUACGUACUUACCUUUCUCUGAUGUAUAAGUUGAUGUGGGGGUGUUGCAUGGAAGCACGAAGAGAAACCAGUAUGUAUAUGAUGGAGCAAUUGAUUCGAUGGAUCCAGUGAGCUACUCAGUAUUUAGUCUAUUACGGGUUACUUGAGUGGUUGAAUCAUGAGUGGUUUUUUGAUUCUAUUAUAUUGAUUUCUUUAUGUAUUAUCA